AUGGCUGGGAAUGAUAACAUCGAAAAGAGGACUCUUAAUGAUUAUGCUCGUGCAAGACCAAGGGAAAACCCCACCAGCAUUGUGAAACCCCCCAUUCAAGCAAACAACUUUGAGAUUAGACUAGAUUUGAUGAGAGUGGUACAGCAAGAACAAUUUGUGGGACAUCCUUCGGAAGACCCUCACACCCACAUCCAAAACUUCUUAGCCAUUUGCAACAUGGUGAGGAUGAAUGGGGUCAGUGAUGAGACAUUUGAUGAUGGGUUGAAUGUGGCUACCAAGACUAUGGUAGAUGCAGUUGUUGGAGGAUCACUUUCCUUGAAGACUCCUGCAGAAGCUCGUGAACUUAUUGAGGUAAUGGCAUCUAACAACUACAACCACAGAGACAAAAGUACAAUGAAGAGGGGUGUACUGGAAUUGAACACAUUGGACGCACUGCUGGCCUAA
Molecule: messenger RNA, 444 nt
Organism: Abrus precatorius (Indian licorice)
Lineage: Eukaryota; Viridiplantae; Streptophyta; Magnoliopsida; Fabales; Fabaceae
Exons: 2
Coding region: 1-444 (147 amino acids)
Source: RefSeq, a predicted model, not a curated record